Molecule: messenger RNA, 3249 nt
Organism: Vitrella brassicaformis
Lineage: Eukaryota; Vitrellaceae
Source: the annotation of a GenBank genome assembly
CACACACAGAGGAGUUUGCUUCAUCGGGCCAGGGUAAUCAAUCAAGCGGUCAUUCAUUGUACACAAUCACACACAGCGAGAGAGGGACGGAUAGAGAGGGGGUGGUUGGUGCGGUACGGCGGGGGGCCUGGCAGGCCUGGCCUGGCCUGGCCGCUAGAGAUACACAGAGAGGUACACACAGGGUAGAGGAAGGACAAACAGCUAAGCUUGCUGCACAAAUACCGUCAUCGUUCGUUCGUGUCAGUGGUUGGAUGCGAUGGCCCCCAGACACACACCACACGCACACUCAGAAGUCUGCUUGCUAAUGAAGGCAUCGCAUCACGCUGUAUGGAUGUGGCUGGCUACGGGACGAAUGGCUGGUUGCUGUAUACGUGCAGCAGCUGCAGCAGCAACGCCACACCGUAGCCUGUGGCGCGCUCCCCUACCUGAGCGGACAGACACAUCACACACACACACACAACGUCCACAUGACCGCCCAUCGCAUGGAUCGCAUCUGCUGCUGGCUGACCAUACCAUGGCUGGUGCGCACAUGUCGAUGUGCAGCCAGCCACCCUGCACACAACCACAUGACACCGCAUCAUCGACAGACAUUCCCCGCCCGCCUGAUGGCAUGCAUGGCCUCUAUGUGUUGUGUGUGCGCUGUGGCCCACUGACUCACCUCUUUGGCAGUGAAUUCCUUGGCUAGGUUAGCCUCGAUGAAGAGCCCCGCUGUGGAGACCAAUGCGCUGCCCCGGUCCUUGGCCGAAUUCUUCAUGUCAGCCACCUGCGGACGGACAGACAGACAAGACAGCCAACGUCAGUCAUGUGAUGUCAGUGUGUGUGUGCGAGUGUACGAGUGUGUGUGUACCUUACCUUGCUGUUGUACUCCUGCAGGUUGAGCUCUGGGGUGUAGAUGCAGGGGAACACACAGUCGCCACUCAACUGAUGAUACGGAUGCGGCACACACACCACACACUCCUCAGUGCACAGAAGCCUCCUUCCUCUUGAUGAGAGGAGGGAUGGAGAUUGUGUGUGCGCUGCGCGUACUUACCUUGCCGGCCUCCACGGCCCACUGCUCCAGAUCCUCCCUAUUGGACACUAUUGCGCCGAUCAGCCUGCCAGUGGCACUUGACUGCACACAGGACACAUGACACAAUCACACACACAAGGGAUGACCGACACUCCCUCCCUCCCCCAGCAACUUGGCUCCCUCCGUGUGUGUGUGGUGGUCAUUGCAUUGGUGUGCAUACCCACCUGUGCGCCUGUGAGUGUGCACAUGUCAACGAUGAGUGUUGGGUUGAGUAGCUGGGAAGCGUAGGCCACGCCGUCCGAGACCACCAGCCGUCCCUCUGCAUCGGGGUUGUUGAUCUCCACCGUCCUGCCGCUGUACAACGUGAUGAUGUCGUCGGGACGCAACGCAUCGGGACCUGAUUCAUUGGGUCGACAAACGAAUGAAUGGAUGGAUGGAUGGAUCUGCGCGCCGGUGAUUCCGUAGGGUGUGUGCGUGUGUGUGUGUACCGAUUGCGUUCUCGGCGAGGCAAAGGAUGGCUAUCAGGUUGUGGCCGAACGUCAUGCGACCCUGGUUGGUUGGUUGGUCGCACGGCCGUGCACGGCAGCACACAUGAGAGAAGCAGAGACAGACACUUGUGGCGGUGAGGUGAGGGAGGCACUGGUUGGCUGACUGACCUGGACGGCACACACGAAGGCCGUGAGUAUUGCACUGGCACCGGCGCAGUCGGCCUUCAUCCCAAACAUGCCUGAUGGAUGAUGCAAAUAAACAGGCCACAGAUGGGCGUUGCAGGGUGGUAAUCCAUCCAUCCAUCGCUCCAUCCAUCCAUUCAUCUGUACCUACCGUCUUUUGAUUUGAGUGCCAGCCCCCCGGUAUCGUACACAAUGCCCUUGCCCACCCACACCAGCGUGCUCGGACCUACACGACACGACACACACACACACAAACAGAGAGAGAGAGAGAGAGAUGCGACCCUCACAUCCGUGACUUUAUUGUGUGCCCCCCCUACCUGGGUUCAUCUGUGCCUGGAACGGUGCUGCGUUGCCAUGUGGGCAGUACUUGAGCACCACGAAAUGAGGCAGAUGCGUCGCGGCUUUGCCUGACCGACAGAAGCCGAUAUGCACACACGUGUCAAUCAACAGCCUUACGUACUAAGGGAGGUUUGCUGCCUACAUCCGUACCAACAUUCCACAUGCCGCCGAAGCCCCGCUCUCUCAGGUCGGUCCCUGAGACCACCUGCACCCACCCACCCACCACAGACAGACAGACAAUACGGCCAAUGCAAUCAAUGCGCCGCCCACAGGCAUAGAUCUCCCUCCCUGCCUCCCGAUGUGCGUGUGUGCGUGUGUGUAUCUCACCUCCAUUUCUAUGUCGAGUCCGUUGACCAUGUCGUGGAUGCACUCGAGGUACCUGUCGGUGUGCAUCUCUAUCGACGGAGUGUCCACCAGGCAGGCCGCGUUCCGCACCGCCUGAGCCACGUGCGACAGCUUCUCGUGCACUUCCAAAGGCAGCAACUCGUCGCUGACACACACACACACACACAACCACCAUUUCAGUACUCACUCUCUCUCUCUCUCUCUGUGUGUGUGUGUGUGUGUGCCGCUUCUCUCCCUGGCUGACACACUCAGUCACUCACUUGUGGUACAGCGCGAUGGUGACCCGCCCCUCGGCCUGCUGGCGGCUCUUCAUGUUGUAGAUGGGAAAGUUUCUGACCACGGCCACCAGCAUCGGCAGCACGUGCUCCCUGGCCUCUGCGAUCAGCAGCACAUACAUGGCCGGGUGCGGCCCCUGCGUGGCUAUCAGCGCCUUGAUCUGGUCCGGCCGGCACGCGCAGUUGUGCCGACUGGCCACACGACUGACCGCCAUGAGGACCAUCUUGGGUUUGUUGGGCCGCCAGUAGACGGCCGCUGACCCGCCACUGGUGCUGUUGCUGGGCGAGAGCUGCGAAGCGUACUGGCCCAGCUCGGCUGCGCAAUCGAGCCCGUCCGCACCGAAAAAGUCGGUGUUGUCGAUGAAGGUCCCGAUGGCCUCCCUGAAGCCGCAGAUGCACAGCAGCGUGUCUUUGUUGCAUUCCGAUGAGGAGAAGGGCGUCACAAGCAGCAUCGUGCUGCUGUUGCUGUUGCUGUUGCUGCUUGCGUGGUUGGCCUUGAGCUUGUCAAACAGCUUUCUGCGAUGCUUGUUGGCUGACUGGGCUGCCGCCGAGCCUUCACUGUCGUCCGCCGCGGCCUUCCUUUUGCCGUCCAUCCAUGCGAAUGGUGUUC